AUGACGCCUGAUGGGCCCUUUGUCUUUGCUGGCUCAAGCCCAGCCAAUGUGAGCUUUGCCCGCCCCUUCUGAACCUCAGCCGUGCUCCCACCACCACUCGAGUCCUGUCUAGAAAGUGAGAAAAACAGUGAGAAAGAGAGACUCUCGGAUGCUCAAAGCAUGGAGAAAACUAAAAUAAAAGAAAAAUAUUUUCAGCAGGCCAGGAGAAGAGAAGAAAUACUAGCUUUCCUGAGGAAACAGAGAGAAGAAAGGAUUGCAAAAGAGCUGAUUUCUCAUCCACAUAAACCAAAGAUCAGAACUGAUCAA
This is a messenger RNA of Fulmarus glacialis (Northern fulmar), 306 nucleotides long. It is a transcript of the gene HOATZ, whose product is annotated as chromosome unknown open reading frame, human C11orf88. The transcript has 4 exons. The record is from RefSeq and is a predicted model, not a curated record. Gene Ontology annotation, biological process: cilium assembly. The annotation marks the transcript as partial. NCBI's taxonomy places the organism in Eukaryota, Metazoa, Chordata, Aves, Procellariiformes, Procellariidae.